This is a messenger RNA of Trametes versicolor FP-101664 SS1, 1160 nucleotides long. RefSeq names its product NAD-P-binding protein. Bases 1 to 1119 code for a protein of 372 amino acids. The record is from RefSeq and is a predicted model, not a curated record. The transcript has 6 exons. NCBI's taxonomy places the organism in Eukaryota, Fungi, Basidiomycota, Agaricomycetes, Polyporales, Polyporaceae. Gene Ontology annotation, molecular function: oxidoreductase activity.
AUGUCUGCUGCACAAACUGCUCCUGCUCCUGCGGCUGCUGGGCCUUCGAGAACCGAAGCCUCUACCAGCGCGGACCCCACUAUCGAGAAGAUCCCGGCGAUCCAGAAGACAUGGCGCGUAACGCGCAAGGGCAAGCCCGCAGACGUGCUCAAGCUCGCCGACGCGCCCGUCCCCGCGAAGCUCAAGAAGGGCGAGGUGCUCAUCAAGGUCCAAGCCACCGCGCUCAACCCUGUAGGGCACAAGCUCAUGGGCAAUGUGCCGAGCUUCGUGCUCAAGCGCUGGGUGUCGACCGAGUUCGACUUUGCGGGCGUGAUCGUGGACGCGAACGGCACGGAGUUCAAGGAGGGCGACGAGGUGUUUGGCUGGCAUCCAGUCUUCCAAGCGAUCACCACUGGUCAGGGCGCGCUCGCGCAGUACACGCGCUCCCCCGCUGCAAACGUCAUCUUGCGCCCGAAAAACAUCACGCCCAUCGAGGCUUCGGGCCUGCCUAUCGUCGCGCUCACGGCGUACGAGGGCCUGUUUGAUUUUGCGAAGCUCGAGGCGGGCCAGUCGGUGUUCAUUAACGGCGGAAGCACCGCGGUCGGGUCAUUUGCGAUCCAGCUCGCGAAGGCGAAGGGCGCGCACGUUGCCGCGAGUGCAUCUGCGAAGAAUGAGCAGUAUGUGCGUGGCCUAGGCGCUGACGAGUUCUUCGACUACACGAAGGCACCCCUGCACGAACAACUCAUCGCGGCGAACGUAACGCCUAAGUACCACGUCAUUUACGACACGGUCGGCCUCGUGGACCCCGCGCUGUUCGUACAUAGCCCGGCGUACCUCGCGCCGCAGGGCAUAUUCCUGUCGGUCGGCCCACAACAGGGCUCCGGGAUGCUGAGCUUCGUGUGGAACGUGCUUCUGCGGCCGACAUUCCUGGGAGGCGUGAACCGCAAAUGGAAGAUGAUUCAAGUGAAGCCUGUCCCGGAGGACCUGAAGGCGGUCACGGAGUUGGUCGAGGAAGGCAAAAUCCGCCCGCUGGUGGACUCCGUAUAUGAGUUCGAAGAUGCGCUCAAGGCGUACGAGCGUAUACUGACCGGUCGCGCGACGGGGAAAGUGAUCGUCAAGGUGGAUCCCACCGUAGCGUGAUCCGCGGCCGUACCUAUAUGUGUACGGUGACUUUACCCUAC